Messenger RNA from Acaulospora colombiana, 2388 nucleotides. The record is from the annotation of a GenBank genome assembly. NCBI's taxonomy places the organism in Eukaryota, Fungi, Glomeromycota, Glomeromycetes, Diversisporales, Acaulosporaceae.
AUGGCGGCAGUGAAACCGAUAGACGCGUCCUCGAUACACAAAAUCUGCUCCGGUCAAGUUAUCUUAGAUUUGGCAACUGCAGUAAAGGAGCUUGUUGAAAAUAGCCUUGACGCACAAGCCCGAACUAUCGAAAUUAGGUUUAGAGAAUAUGGUUUGCAUUCAGUUGAAGUGAUUGACGAUGGCACAGGAAUAGAUCAGCCUAAUUACGAGAAACUCGCACUCAAACACUGCACGUCUAAAAUUACGAAAUUCGAGGAUUUAAAUAAAGUCGAGUCUUUUGGGUUUAGAGGGGAAGCACUCAGUUCCCUUUGCGCUUUGUCGAAAGUUACUGUUUCCACAUGUACUCAGGAGGAAGUCCCUACUGGAACUAGGUUAGAGUAUGAUUGCAAUGGUUAUCUUGUUAGAAGAACACCAGUUGCACGCGAGCGAGGCACUACUGUACUAUUACAAAACCUAUUUGAAUCUAUUCCCGUUCGGUACCGAGAUUUCAAGAAAAACGUUAAACGUGAAUUUGGCAAAGCCCUGACUUUGCUGCAUGCUUACGCCAUAAUAUGCCUAAAUACUAAAAUAACUUGCACGAAUCAACCGAAUAAUGGCGCAAAAACGACAGUGCUAAGUACCAGCUGUAAUAAUACCAUGCGAGAAAAUAUUGCCAAUUUAUUUGGCGCAAAGAUUGUCACACAAAUAGUGCCAUUAGAUUUUACUAUUGAGAUGAAACCAGAAAGGCAGACUAUAUCGAAAGAUUCGAAUAAACAACCCGAAAGCGAUCAUUGUCCCGUACACGUCGUCGGUUAUAUAUCGAAACCUAUCAAAGGAUAUGGUCGUGGAAGUGCGGAUAGACAAUACUAUUUUAUUAACGGUCGACCUUGUACUUUGCCAAAAGUGGCAAAAGUUAUAAAUGAAUUAUACAAGGGUUUUAGCACGAACCAAUAUCCGUUCCUUGUAGCUGACUUCCAACUUGCAAAAUUCUCUUACGAUGUUAACGUCAGCCCUGACAAAAGAAUUAUAUUUAUUCACAAUGAAAAUAAGAUUGUCGAGGCUUUGAAAAGUGAGAUGGAACGAGUUUUAGAACCAUUUAGAUCAACCUUCACUUGUCUCAAUACGGAAGGAGUAAAGUUGCCUACUAAUGAGAAUUCAUCAUGCAAUGUAGCUUCAGAUGACACCGAAAAAAACCCUCGGGAAGGUACUGAUGCUAAAGAAAAAGAUGAGGAUAACACGGAUGGUACCGAAAAAAAUAAGUAUCCACGCAAUAAUGCUGAAGAUAACGCAUAUUUCCGAAACAAAAAUGCCGAAGAUAACGCAUAUUUCCGAAACAAUAAUGGCAAAGCGACUCUAAGAAAAAUCGGUGAAGGUGCGAGGUCUGAGAAUGCCAAUGGGUUAUGCAAAAGUAAUUCCUUGGACUGUCGGCUCGUAGAAUCUGAGUUUAAUAAAAAGAAAGAAUCCGAAUCGAUAAAAUUAUUACCGUCAGUUCAUCAAACGAAUGCAAAAAAGCGCAAGAUAUCUUUCAGUAUCGAUAAUGAACCCGGGGGAUCAAACUAUAAGCGAGUUGCAAACCAUAACUCUGGGAAUGACGAUGAUGUUGAUAUGUCGCAAGAUUCUGAAACCAUGCCGUGUGUAAAUGACGAGAGUUCCGAGGAAUCUCCGGAAAAAGGGUUGACCAAUGUAACAAAUGAUGAUAAAAUAUUAUCAAAACAUUAUAUCGACGGCGAUUCUUCAAAAAGCGCAAGUUCAAAUAAUUCUGCGUUCACAAUAUCGACGGGGAAUUUGAUAUGCGAUAGUAAUGAUACCGAGUUAGAAGCCAGCUGUAAAAUGGUUAAUUCAGCAGAGAUGAAUCGAAUUGAGCUAAUAUUUGACGUUACGAGAUAUUCACCGAGUAGAUUCAAAAACAAUUCGACUAUUUGUACGAAAAGGGACGAUAAUAUCAAAUCAGAAUUGCGCGAUUUAGCUGGUAUUACCGUGACAGAUAAUAAGGUCGCUGAAAGUGAAUUGAAUAAGAUCAUAACGAAAGAAGAUUUUGCACAAAUGGAAAUAGUUGGUCAAUUUAAUCUCGGUUUCAUUAUUGCAAAAUUAAACGGCAGUGGGGAUUUAUUUAUUAUUGAUCAACAUGCGUCUGAUGAAAAAUAUAAUUUUGAGAAUCUUCAACUUCAUACGAAAAUUGAAUCUCAACGACUGAUAAGUCCAAGAAGACUCGAACUUACCGUUGCCGAAGAAAUGGUAGCAAUUGAAAACAUGAAAAUCUUGCAAGAUAAUGGAUUCGAAUUAGAAGUUGACGAUGAUGCAAAGCCUUCGAACAAGUUAAAGCUAUUAUCACAACCAAUAUGCAAGAAUAUGGUACUUGAUGUUAAAGAGGAAUUGAUUUUCUUAUUGACUGAACGACCCGGAGAGAUG